This is a messenger RNA of Alternaria rosae, 1145 nucleotides long. RefSeq names its product phosphatidylglycerol/phosphatidylinositol transfer protein precursor. The transcript has 3 exons. The coding region runs from base 151 to 654 and encodes 167 amino acids. The record is from RefSeq and is a predicted model, not a curated record. Gene Ontology annotation, molecular function: sterol binding. NCBI's taxonomy places the organism in Eukaryota, Fungi, Ascomycota, Dothideomycetes, Pleosporales, Pleosporaceae. Gene Ontology annotation, biological process: intracellular sterol transport.
CCACUACCAGAGCUCUCCACUCUCCACAGCAACCCCAACCAUCCUUCCCCAACUUCGAAUUCACACCGAAGUUGUGUCCAUCGUGUUUAUCGCGCGACAACAACAUCACUACAGCCCGUCUCUCGUACCGCAGCUGUCUUCACCGCCGCCAUGCAGCUCACCACCAUCUUCCUCGCCGCGCUGAGCGCGGUCUCCGUUACCGCAUCGCCCUCAUGGAUGGGUGGCGACCAGGUCACCAUCAAGGAGGAGUACAAGGUCCCAGGCGACAACCCCCUGUACUUCUGCGGCGACCCAGCCGACGACCUUCUGAAGAUUGAGAAGGUCGACCUGAGCCCCAACCCACCCAAGCCUGGCGAGAAGCUUAGCAUCAAGGCCACAGGCGACUUCAAGGAGGAGGUCGGUGAGGGUUUCAAGAUGCACCUGCAAGUCAAGUACGGCCUCAUCACACUCAUCAACCAAAACGCGGAUGGUUGUGAAACGAUAAAGAAGGGAGACCUCGAGUGCCCGCUCAAGAAGGGCGAGAUGAGCUUGACCAAGGACGUUGAUCUGCCCAGGGAGAUUCCUCCGGGCACAUACACCGUCCUCGCCGACGUCUUCACCGCAGAGGGCGACAAGAUCACCUGCCUCACCGCCAAGAUCGCUUUCCACCGGUAAAUUGCCUCACUUCGUAACGACUCUACAAUAUACGAUGAGCAACGAGGAUGUCUGAUAUUUAACCAUGCAGGGGAAACUCGGAGGAAAGUAAUGUAGGCAGUGGCAGCAAGAUCAAGAUGGGACAACCCAGGGUUCAGAUGAGUGGACCUUUGGCUGGCUUGGUACAGGAGCGUUUAAGGCGGAGGAACGAGCUGUAAAUCAUGUUGGCGGAUUUCCCUAUAUUUUGACUCGCGAUACCAGCACGUGUCGAUUGUAAGCCUUGGUUUCAAUGUUUCUCAACCAUGUUUCCCAGUAUAAUUCACAUGCCAAUUUCAAACUCACAUUGGUAUUACGAGGUAAAGGCAGUAAAGCAGUUCAUCGGCAAACAUAUGAACUUGUUUACUGCAGGUACCUCGCAACAACAGUGCCAGUUCAAGUUUGAUGCAUGGCAUGUGGAUAAAGAACGUAAUGACCGAUUAAUGUAGAUACGAUGGACAUGCAUAUACUUCAUG